Messenger RNA from Rhagoletis zephyria (snowberry fruit fly), 1875 nucleotides. Lineage: Eukaryota; Metazoa; Arthropoda; Insecta; Diptera; Tephritidae. The record is from RefSeq and is a predicted model, not a curated record.
ACUGGUGUUGAUCGUCACUACAAGAAAACUACUUUGCUCAUCAAAGCCUUUAAUUACAAGUUUCGCCUUGAUUUGGAGCUCAAUUCUCACUUGUUAGCCCCUAAUUUAGUUCAAAAGCAUCUGCUUCAAGAAGGUGCCCAACAUAUCUCUACACAGGAAUACGAAAACUGCUAUUACCACGGCACGAUUCGCGAUUAUCCGGGUGCGUUGGCGGGCUUCAGCACUUGCAAAGGAAUUAGCGGAAUGAUUCACCUUCACAAUGAAACGUUCGUUAUCAGCCCCUUUGUUGGCGGCGAUCUCUCGCGACGCCAUCCUCACGUGAUCUACCGUUCCUUUGGCGCCGACCCGCACCCGACCAGUCACACGUGCGGGAACACUCGCCUCCACGAGUGGGGCUUCAAGCAGUACCGACAACGGCCGCCGCACAGUGGCGCCCUCAGGGCUGAUCCACCACCGCCCGGCGAGUCAUUCGGUGGAGCCGAUGAACCAGUGCCCAGUACCUCUUCCUCUUUUUCUUCCCCCUCUUCCCCCUCCUCACCGCAUUUCACCUUGACCACAACGCCUUCAAACGCACCCUCAACCUUAUCUCAUCAUCUACACUCAUCAUCACCACCUCAGCUGAGCAACACUCUGAUGUCGAAGACUUCACGCUUUGCUUCCGUUUCAUCGCUUGCACCGCCACCUCAACUGUUGCCUCUAAUGGAUAGCAUUGUUGCCUCCAGCAGCAGCAGAAGCGAAAGCAGUAGUAGCCAGAAGGUGAAACGUGACGUCCGAGCAGUGGAUAAGUUCAUCGAGCUGGCCAUUGUUCUCGAUGAAUCGAUGUUUAAGGCGCGGAACAACACUCGCGUCAAUGACGUGGUGAGCGACGCCUUUCAGAUCAUCAACAUCGUCGACCUUUACUUUCGGCUGAUCAACACGCGCGUCUCCGUGGUGUACAUUGAAACCUGGGGCUUCGGCAAUCAAAUUGACGUCAGCGAUGAUGUCAGACAGACGCUGCUCAGCUUUAUGGAGUACGUCUCGAGGAAGCUCUACAAGGUGGAGAUGGAUGCGGCGCAUCUUCUAGUUGGUCGACCAUUUCGAGCGGGCGAGGUUGGCAUGGCCGUGCCCGACAGCAUCUGCACGGCGAAGGCAGUGGGCGUCAGUCAGGACAGCAACAUCUACGAGCCACAUCUCACGGCCAGCUCGGUGACGCACAUGCUCGGCCACAACAUUGGCAUGGGCCACGAUGAGGACGCAUCACAGUGCAAGUGCAACGACUGGUGGGGCUGCAUCAUGGCAAAGAACAUCCUCAACGACGAUCGCAUUCAGCCGUACCACUUUAGCAAGUGCAGCAUCGACGACUACAACAAUGCCCUGCAGAUUGGCCACGGCAUCUGUCUGCUGAACAAGCCGAAUCAGCUGGAGGACUUUCGCUCCUGUGGCAAUGGCAUCAUCGAGGAGGAGGAGGAAUGUGACUGCGGCUCAUUUGACGAGUGCAUGCAGAAGGACCCUUGCUGUGAUCCCAUCACCUGUAAGCUCAAGGUCGAGGCGGAGUGCUCCUCGGGGGCCUGCUGCAAGGACUGCAAGCUAAAACGACUGGGACAAAUCUGUCGGACGGCCGCUGACGAGUGUGAUUUGCCGGAGAGAUGCAACGGCAAGAGUGGCGAGUGUCCACCAGAUGUGUACAAGAAGAACGGUCAGUCGUGCAAGGAUGGCAUCGGCUUCUGUUACAACGGCGAGUGUCCCACACUGGACCACCAGUGUUCAGUCAUCUGGGGCACCAAUUCGCGAUCCUCGGAGGCAAUCUGCUACUCUCAGUACAAUGGCCAGGGCACCAAACAGGGCAACUGCGGACAGGACACCAACGGAAAACACGUCAAGUGCACCGCCGGGUAA